Messenger RNA from Trichoplusia ni (cabbage looper), 1560 nucleotides. Its product is annotated as proline-rich protein 12-like. Lineage: Eukaryota; Metazoa; Arthropoda; Insecta; Lepidoptera; Noctuidae. The transcript has 2 exons. The record is from RefSeq and is a predicted model, not a curated record. Bases 184 to 873 code for a protein of 229 amino acids.
CAUAAUUGUAAUGACGUUAAGAGAGGUACAGGUGGCCAUACAUUCGGGUCACGUAGGACAAAUAGGCGAUCCUACAAAUAGGCAGUUAUGUUUACAAAACACGCUACGAACGAUUUCCUUCGGCCAUUAGUGUGGCGAUAACGCAUGCGCGUGAGCCUGCAUCAAUGUGAACUGUGACGAAUAAUGGAUUUUUUUCAAAUUUUAGUAUUAACUCUCCACAUGACACAAGUCCUUACAAAAUCGAAGUCUAAAUCAAGGUCAAAGAAAUAUCAGACUUCGUCGUCAGACGAGGAGAGCAUAGAGAACUUGUUGUACUACAAGGACUGUCAGAGGACUGCCAAAGAACAGACGACACCAGUGCCGGAGCCAGCACGCUACGUGGAGCCGCCGCCGCCGCCACCGCCGCGGCAACCAGACUGCCCCUUCCCAAAGAUGUGUUGCGCUCUCUCCUGCGGCAACGAGUGCGGAGGCAGCCAGCCCUCCUUCAUUAGCAGGCAGAUGGAGUCCAUGCCUGGCCUUCAGUCUAUGCAGCCCAUGCAACCCCUGCCGCAAGCACGACCGCCUGACAGGAUGGGUGCCGUUCAGCCAACUAUCGUCCAAAGGCGGAAAAAGAAACUCAAAUUCCAACCAAACAAAAUGCAGGCACCUAUAUUAACGGGACCAACGAGAAGAGACGGCGGUGGCUUCACGAAGGAAAAGAUCAAAAGCCUCAUAUCCCAGGAUGAUGACAUCAGGAAGAUAUUAAAAGACCUCGUGAGGGUCACGAUGCAGAAGGUGGACCUACUAGAUAUGAUGGGCCCCAAAGUGCCCGCUGACAAUGGUCUCACAGAGCCACCGACUCCCAAAAUACCGUUCGAAGAUUAUGAAGAAUGAAUUGUGAUAUAUCUAACAUAGGUACAAUUAUUUUUUCCCCCCUUUGUAAAAUAAAGAUUUUCUAUUUACUUUUGCGGUUUCUUUGCACAACGCCAUCUAGUGGUUAUGUUUAUAUGGAGCAAGAUAUUACCACAGUAGUAGUAUACCACUUUUGUGUAUUGUGGUAUUACAUUAUAAAAAAAUAUUGUUAUGAUAAGUUUCGUGGGGCGGAUUACUAAUUGUACAUUCCAGUAGAAGUGUUUAUCCUCGUUAGUAACUGAUUAUAAAAAAAUGGGACACUUGCAUCGGGAAUUAUUCCUUAUUGUAUAUGUAUUCCUUUCUUAGACAGUAUUUUAAACUCUUUAAUAAGUAUUUAUUUCCUUCAAAUAAACAGCACCAGGAACACCAACACAACAAAACAUUCCUAGCAACACCCACCCAUUUUGAUGGGUGGUAUUCUCACGUGGAAUUAAAACAAAAGUGGCUACCUACUGAAAGUUUUGUAACAAUUAUCAUGCAUUAUCCUGCCAACGAGUCCGUCGUAAUGCCAUGCAAAUUACUCACAAAAAGAGGAUGCUAGAAUCAUGAGGGAAAUUCGUAUUAUAUAUUUUUUGCUUUCAUUAGACGACGAAUAUUGUUUACAUUGUUGGUAUUUCAUGUAGGUGGUUAACAAUAUUCCGCCUGCAAGAAGAACUGAGAUUGGAAUAG